CUCUGCGGAUGUUUGUAUUUUUCACAGGAAAUCUUGCGCUUUUUUAUUAAAAUUUUCAAACAAUUCUGCGCCAACUGCGGAAAACAACGAAAGAUCCACUUUAUAUUCUUGAGAUAGGUACUGAUGUUACAACGGAUAGAAGAUGAAAUUAUAGUAGAUUUUACCCAGCCCCCUUUGUACGGAUUUGUAGCAAACUGCAUGUAAAUAGAAAUAUUCGUAAAACGUUGCAAUUUCUCGGUUCCGUUUGUUGGAAUAUCCAUGGAAAAUCUGCAAUAAUGUUAUAUUUAUUUCGAGCACCUUGUUUUCGUGCAUCACGAAUAACCAUUGCUCGUGUUGUCAAUUUGUAAAAUCAUAUUGUUAAUCCCACGUUGUACACGUUUAUAUUUCAUUUUAUAACGCGCAAUUUCACGUGCACGAGCUUAACAAUACAUUUCAUAUAAUUCAUAAAUCAUUAACGAGAAAUUUCAACGAGAUAGAGAUUAUACGUUGAAAUGGACAAAAUUAUUGCCACUUGGAUAGUUGGAGCAUUUGCCGGGAGGUGGCAGCACCACCUUAGCCAAGAUCGCAACAUAGAUGGUGGGAGAAGCAGUAUGGCGCAGAAGCGUGGCCGCAGUCGAUUGUGCGACGUUGAGUUGGUUAGUGCCGCCUGUAACUUCGUGUUAGAAAGGCGAGUAUUCAACGAUUUUCUUCGACCAAUUGACACAUCGAAUUAUCUUGUGUGAAAUGAGAUUACCUAUCCAUAGGCAGAAAAUGAAAACAUAAAUAAAACGUUGCGCGUAACUUCGUUUCGGAUCGAAAUAAUUGAAAAUGCCGUUCACAGCGGAUGCUGCGGCCAGCCAGAUACAGGAACGAUUGAAGAACUUAUACCACCUGGUACACGAAAUCGAAACGCAACGGGUACGUUCGGAGCACAAUCUGAACAACAUUAUAAAGACUUACGAGAAGGUGACCCCGGAAGACAAAGUGUCCCCCUAUUACCAGCAGAAAUUGAAGAAUCUCUACAACGCGGCAAUAGGCGAUUCCCAACAGGAGGAGGAGAUAUUGCGUAAAGCUUUGGGGAAAAUCAACGAGAUUCGAGCAAUUAGGAACGAGCGGCGGAUACAGGCGCGGAAUGCGGGGAACAAAGAAACCAUUCGCCGAGGUGCGCUAAUGAAGAUGCUGCUGAGCACCGCACAGACGCUCCCUCUGUACGUGGGCAAAACACCGGGGGCGAAACCACCCCCCCUUUGCGGAGCGAUCCCAGCGGAGCCUACGUAUAUCGCGAAAAUGGGAGACAUGGUCGCAGCCCUGGUUAAAGGUUCGGAGGAAGAGGAAAACUGGAUCUUGGCCGAAGUGGUGCAGUUCAAUCCGACGACGAACAAAUACGAAGUGGACGACAUCGACGAGGAACAAAAGGACAGGCACACGUUGUCGAGACGAAGAGUGGUGCCUCUUCCAUUGAUGAGGGCUAAUCCAGAAACGGAUCCCCACGCUCUCUUCCCCAAAGGGUCUAUCGUGAUGGCGUUGUAUCCUCAAACGACCUGCUUCUACAAAGCAGUGGUGAAUCAAUUGCCUACCACAGCCACCGAGGAAUACGAAGUCUUGUUCGAGGACGCGACAUACGCGGACGGAUACUCGCCACCUUUGAAUGUCGCGCAACGUUACGUAAUUUCUAUCAAGGAGAGCAAGAAGAACAAAAGCCAAUGUUAACGGACAAUCUAUUUCUCGCGUCAGUAUUAUAUACCCGACGAUUGUUUGUACUCGCUUACCGAUCAGUACAAACGUUCGUUUUUGUACAAGAGACUGCACUGAUUACUUAUAUAAUAAAGUUAACGAUUUUCGAUAAUAA
Messenger RNA from Apis florea (little honeybee), 1828 nucleotides. It is a transcript of the gene Sgf29, whose product is annotated as SAGA-associated factor 29. The record is from RefSeq and is a predicted model, not a curated record. Gene Ontology annotation, cellular component: SAGA complex. NCBI's taxonomy places the organism in Eukaryota, Metazoa, Arthropoda, Insecta, Hymenoptera, Apidae.